AUGGAAAUUCCUGUGUGUUGGCAAGACUGGCGCAGCGAUGUUAAAUCGAAAGCUGCCGAAAUCCGCCGUGCUCAGCAGCAGACUGGUGGAGGGCCUGGACCUGCACCCUUAUCUGCCAUGGAGGAAUCUCUAAUGGCAUUUAUUGGCCACGAAGCAGCAGAGGGCCUUGCUGUUGCCGAUACCUUAGAGAUUCCUGAAGGUGAUGCAGAAGUGGAAGCUGGUGGUGAUGAAGAUGUCCACAAUCCGGUUGUGGAUGAUAGAAAAACAACGAAAAAACCAUUAAGGAUCGGUGUAAGGAGCCAUGGCUCCAAGGGAUAUCCUGAAUCACCUGUAAUUCAAAUACACAACUAG
This is a messenger RNA of Parnassius apollo (apollo), 351 nucleotides long. Lineage: Eukaryota; Metazoa; Arthropoda; Insecta; Lepidoptera; Papilionidae. The record is from the annotation of a GenBank genome assembly.